This is a messenger RNA of Botrytis cinerea B05.10, 794 nucleotides long. RefSeq lists its product as hypothetical. The transcript is spliced from 2 exons. NCBI's taxonomy places the organism in Eukaryota, Fungi, Ascomycota, Leotiomycetes, Helotiales, Sclerotiniaceae. The record is from RefSeq and is a predicted model, not a curated record. The coding region runs from base 54 to 629 and encodes 191 amino acids. Gene Ontology annotation, biological process: mitochondrial respiratory chain complex IV assembly. Gene Ontology annotation, cellular component: mitochondrion; mitochondrial inner membrane.
GCUCCCCUCAAUUGUACGACAAAAAAGCAAUUCAAAGACAACUUUACACAGCAAUGGCAGACGAUACUAAAGAUUCCAAUUCCACUCUUCGAGGUCCACCUCCUGGAGCCACUUCACCACCCGAUCACGUUAAAACCCCUAAUAAAGUAUAUGAAGUAUUUCACACGCCACCUGAAAGUGCAAAUGCCUUACCAGACGGCUCGGGGCAAAAUACUGCAGGUGCACAUAAAGAGACGCCUACUCUAGGGGCAGCAGUCAAGACUGUACGAUGGCAAGAUUUCUCACAAGUUCAUAUGUAUCCAUGUGCCAGAGAAAGUUUUCUUACUGGAAUUGGUGGGGGCUUCGCUAUGGGAGGAAUCAGAGCUAUAUUUGGAGCGCCGAUACCUAAAGCUGCGAACUGGGCAGUUGGAACAUUCGUGUUCUCUGCUUUUGGGGCCUAUGAAUUUUGUUUGUACAGACGGCGAUUAGAACGCGCACAUAUGAAGCGUGCUGUAGAAAUCAUCGAUAGGAAGAAAGCAGAAAAGGAGGCACAGGCAGAAGAAAGGAGGAAAGAAAGAAGAAGGCUGAAGGAAGAAGCAGACAAAAAGGCUGAAGAAGCAGCUAAGAAACCAAAUUGGAAGUUUUGGUAAUAAAGUAAAAUCAAGGAAACAAUGUAUUAGCAGCUCCAUACUGCGCUAUAAUGACCAUCUAGCCCGCUUGCAUCAUUUUGUUUACUCGGAACUCGAGAUCCUGUCCCUUUCAUAAAUACCCCCAAACACCUGCCAGUACCUGUGUCGAUGAUAAUUCCUAAGCCA